This is a messenger RNA of Nicotiana tabacum (common tobacco), 635 nucleotides long. The record is from RefSeq and is a predicted model, not a curated record. Lineage: Eukaryota; Viridiplantae; Streptophyta; Magnoliopsida; Solanales; Solanaceae.
ACCACCACUAAUAUUCAUAACUACACACACCUACAUUUUCCCUGCAUUAAAUUCUCAAACUCCCUCACAAACACACACAAAAAUGGCCCUCAAAUUCAACUGUAUCCUCGCCGUGACACUCUUAGCCGUGGUGGUCGCCUCCCUCUUCUUCCACGCCUCCGCCGCACUGGGUGGCGGUGGUUUACCAGGUGGUUGGAGCCCUAUAUCUGACACAAAGGACCCUCAAGUGGUCGAGAUCGGUAAAUUUGCAGUGAAUGAGUACAACAAACAGGCUAAAACUAAUUUGGUUUUUAAACGAGUGAAGAAGGGAGCAACCCAAGUCGUCGCCGGCACCAAUUAUCGGCUAGUCAUCUCCGCCAACGACGGUGGUCGUAGCAACAAUAGGUACUUGGCUGUUGUAUGGGAAAAGCCAUGGGAAAAUUUUAGGAACCUCACUUCUUUCAAAAAAUUAUAAGCUUUAUUAAAAACCGUGCGCCAGCUGUAGUCCUCGAAAUAUUAUUUGUGUAUUUGCGUUUUUAUUAUCGUUGAUUAGUGGUUCUCUUUCUUGUCUUUUGUAUACAGUGUAAUUUAGUUAAUUGUACCGUUCUGUUUACCGUUGUCUUCAUAAAGAUAUAAAUGCUGGCUGGUUUUAAUUC